AAGCACCCUGGAGCUCAAAGAGGCCCCGGGGAUGACGGACUCGGCGGAUGAGUCCGAAUACCAAGAAGAUUCGGAGUCCGAAGAGCUCUCCGACGAGGGCAGCGACGAGGCUGACUCCGAGCCAGAUGAUGAUGAAUUGGAAACGCUGAAGAAACUGAUGUCGGUGAAUGAUAAGAGUUUCGAAGACCUCGAGCUCCCCCCUAAGGUGGUAAAGUCGACCCAAAAAGCUUGGGAGACAUUUGUGAGCGUCUUCGAGCGCCGGGAGGGCGCGGCAGAUUCACUGUACGGCGCCUUCUUCGAUGCGGCCCCCAACUUGCAGGGCAUGUUCCGGGC
Messenger RNA from Cladocopium goreaui, 333 nucleotides. NCBI's taxonomy places the organism in Eukaryota, Dinophyceae, Suessiales, Symbiodiniaceae. The record is from the annotation of a GenBank genome assembly.